UCGACAACGAGAGACGUCUGUCUCUUUUCGUUCGGCUGAGCGUAGACAUCAUGUCGCUGCUGAUUGUAGCUUGUAGCGUUUUUAAUCGCUCGAAAUCACAGCGGUGGCGACAAUUACAGUUAGAGUGGCGCUUGUAACGGUAGUCGCGGUGCUAGACACACAAAUUGCAAGAACGAGGAGGGCGCUUGUCCGUCAAUCAGCAAACAAAAUAACCAACGAGCAACAACGAAACCAGAACUGAAUUCUAGUCGCCAAAGCAAACGAAUAAAGAAUCGUAUAAAAAUCGUGCCAGAAAAUGAAAUAAAUAAUAUUAAUAAACAUUAAAUUAAUAGCCCGAACACACACAGCUGUUUGCUGUUGUUGCUGCUUUUGGUGUAUGGAUGGACGAGAAGAAGGAAGUGCUGCUCUGUCCCUGCUUCUGCUUGGAAUUGGCGGCAGUUUGACCUCACCAACAACAACUACAACAACACAAAACACACACAGAGAAACGCACACAUUGAUACGCGUUCGUCAUCAGUCGUUGUCGUUAGUCUCCGUCCCGUGCCAGUUCCCCUUCCGCUGCAGUGGUCCCGUGCCCGUUGCUCCUGGCCCUUGCCAUUGUGACAUUUGAUUUAUUUGACGUGUGUGUGUUUUUGAUAGAAGCUCAACACGAAACUGACACGUUCACACACACACUCUAAGCCACAUAUACGCGUGAGGAGGAGCUCUGCAGCUGUGUAGCCUCUCCCACCCCACACUCUGUGCUUAAGAAUUUUUAAUUUCUUGUGACGAACAAAAAUAAAAAUCCAACGCGUUUUUCGCAUAUGCACACAUGUAUGUUUUUUCGAAAAAGUGUGACACUAAACAAAUCCAAAAACAACAAAAAAAACGAACAGAACCUAGCGCCAAUCACUUCAAUGGCAGCGAAGAAAUUAAAUACCAAACAACAGUAAUGUAAUCUCACAUAGUUCAAUAAUUAAAUAAAUAGGUAAUAUUUAAACGAAGAAAAGGGAACCCCCUAAAAAAAUAUAAACAAUUUCUGCCACAAUAUGAUGCUGCACGAGGCUGUCAUGCUGGAGAUCUAUCGCCAGGCACUAAGUGCGAGCGAAUUGGCCAGUCCGCGUUGUCAUUCCCGCGAAUCGAAUGCUUCUGCUGGAGCGGCACCAGGCGAUGGCAGGUGUCCGUCGAAUGAGUCGCACUGCUCCGCCAAUGAUUGCCUCACGCCGGCACCCACACCAACGCCCAAACACACGCCCACCUCCCCCACAGUGGGGCAUCCGCUGACGGCGACACUGGCGCCAGGCGCUGCCGCAGCAUUACUGCCACCACAGUCGGCAGCUAUGGCCGCAUACCUGGCGGCUGCACAACAGAAUCAUCUGCUGCUGACGAAUCCGUUGGCAGCAGCGGCCUCUCUAGUGCAGCAGGCGACACAGCAGGCGGCAGGAAUGGGUUCACCCGGCAGCUUGGUGGCCGAGGAGGAGGCCCCUGCACUGGAUUUCAGCAGAAAGCGACCCUUCAGCGAGGAGGAAGAGCCGUUGCCCAGUGAUGAGGAGGAGCCGGAGCCAGAGCAGGCGGAAUCGGGCGAUAAUGGGCCACUGGAUUUGUCGGUGAGCACCAGAAAGCGACAGACAACGGUGGAGGAGCGGGAGAGGGACUCACCUGUCCGCAAGCUGCCUCGUGCCACGGACUACAAGUCGCCGCUACCGCCGGGCAGUUGGGUGCCACCUCUGAAUCCCUACUUGGCGGCAGUGGCAGCCAAGAAGAUGACGCCCAGUGAUGCCACCAAAGCGCUGGAGAAGAUGAGCGAAAUGAGUCGCCUGGAGACGCCUCCGCCAGUGGGCAGCAGUGGCAGCCACAGUAGCCACAGGAGUGUGGCAGCAUCCGGGACGGCAGCAGGAGGUAAUGGUGCAGGUGGACGCCACAGCGCCUGGCAAUCGCAUUGGCUUAAUAAAGGUGCCGAUGCCGCCAAGGAUGUGUUCAAGUGCGUGUGGUGCAAGCAGAGCUUUGCCACAUUGGCCAGCCUCACGACCCACAUGAAAGAGACGCAGCAUUGCGGUGUACAGAUACCGUCACCAUCCUCCUCCGCCGCUCCAGCACAUCCUCAGGCUAUGCCCCGUGUGGCCACAUCCACCUCGACAUCGGCAUGCUCCAGCAGCAGCAGCACCUCCACCACGAGCUCAAACUCAUCCAAAUCGGAACUAAAUAUGCUCAUCAAGGAGACAAUGCCGCUGCCCCGGAAACUGGUUCGCGGCCAGGACGUGUGGCUGGGCAAGGGCGCGGAGCAGACGCGACAGAUCCUCAAGUGCAUGUGGUGUGGACAGAGCUUCCGUUCGCUGGCCGAGAUGACCAGCCACAUGCAGGAGACGCAGCACUACACGAACAUCAUAUCGCAGGAGCAGAUCAUCUCCUGGAAAUCGGGCGACGAACGCGAGCGACCCAAUGCAGCGCCCAAUGGCAGGGAGGUAGGCGGUCCAGUUCCCCCCCCAGCGGCCAGCAGUGGCUCGACAGCGGCCAGCGUCAGUGCGGUGCUCACGUGCAAGGUGUGCGAUCAGGCAUUCUCCACGCUUAAGGAUCUCAGCACACACAUGGCCCAGCAGUCGCACUACAAGGAAUCCCGCUCGGCAUUGUCCUCAUCCUCUUCGAUAUCGCCACCUGCACCGCCGGCCACAACGGGAGGAGCUUCAGGAGGAGGAGCAAGCGGUGGGACAACCAAACGCGGACGUCAAACGCGCAAUGAAAAGCGCAAAAAAUCGCUGCCGGUGAGGAAACUCCUAGAGCUGGAGCGUUCCGGCUCGAACUCAAGUCUGGACUCGGCCCUGAAGCCACUGAGGGACUUUGCUGCCGCCACGAAAAUCACCUGCGAAAAAUGUGGCAGCAAGAUCGAGACGGCCUUGUUCGUGGAGCACAUACGCAAGUGCCUGGGCGACAGCAUACCCAUACCGCCCAGGCGUCCGCAUGGUCAGAGUGAGUCGAUGGAUCGACUGCCGAGUCCGGGGAUGACGGGCGAUAAGCCACCAUCCGUGCUGAAUGCCUUGGAGCAGCUGAUCGAGAAGAGCUUCGAGUCGCGGGGAUCGCGAGGCCUGCACCCCGGCGGAGGAUACUCCGAUAUGGGCACUCCACUGGGCGCCAGCAUCCUGAAGCGUUUGGGCAUUGACGACAGCAGCGACUACACAAAGCCCCUGAUGGAUGCCCAUGCGAUGCACCUGCUGCGCUCCUCCUACGCCUCGCGGGACCGCAGUGCUAGCGAAUCGAGCAGCGCAAGUCGCGUGGAGUCGGCCUACACGCCUGAUCGGCAGCACGCCACACCGCGAAUGACACCGGACACACCAGCACCAGCCCAUGUAGCUCCUCCGCCGCCGCCACCCAUAAUCAAGGCGGAACCUUUGGAACAGCUGGACCAUGGCGAAACGGAUACCAGUCCACGGCAGCACAUCAAUGUGAAGAAGGAGUUUAGCAUGGAUUCAGCUGCUGGAAAUCUACGGGAGAGUCCCAGAUCUACCAGUGAAUCGCCAUCGCCACAGGGAACGGCAGGAGGAGCCACGGGAGGAUCGGAUAGUGGCAGCUUAUUGGCAUUGAAUUCGAUGUUUGAUCAGCUGAGCGGAGUGGAAGCAAAUAAUAAUAAUAAUAAUACGGGUCACUGCUAUAACAACAACAACAACAACAACAAUUCGAACAAUAUUCCCACCAAAAAAUCAAAGGCACAUCCCUUGGCUGCGCUGCAAAAGCUCUGCGAUACGACAGAUCCACCAGCCUCCAAUACACGCAGUGCAGCAACCACCACAACAACUGGGUCUGCACCUGGAGGCGAGGGCAGUGGUAGCAACGAUCUGGUGGCCUUCAGUUGGGCCUGCAACGAGGCGGUGCUGAGUGCCAGCAGUGGUGCUGGUGGCGAUGGGUCUAUCAUCAAGUGCUCGAUCUGUGAUACGCCGUUUGGUUCGAAGGGCGCCUAUCGCCAUCACCUCUCGAAGGUGCACUUUGUCAAGGACAAUGGCGAGGAUUCACCCACUAUGAAGUCGCCAGGAGCUGCAGCACAGUCACCAAAGUCCCUACCCAUGGCUUCGCCGAAGCGAUCCGCUUCGAGGAGUCCGGCAGUGGCGGCGGCGGCGGCACAGCAGCCAGCGCCAUCGCCCACCAUCAAUCCGUACGACGAGAGUCCGCAGUCAAAGUUCUUGAAGUACACCGAAUUGGCCAAGCAGCUGUCAUCGAAGAAUGCCUAAAGGACUAAAUUAAGCAAGCAAGCAACCAGUGGCGACAAAUUGUGAACAUUUAGAAUGUAUUUUAUUCCGCGAAAACCCUGUUUAAUUUUUUUUUUUUCCAUAUUUUAUCCACUUAAAUUUAGUUCCAUAACCUAUUUCUAGUCCCAAUCUAUGAAAAAUACAGCAAGAACACAGCUGAAUUCUCAAAUGGAGCAAUUAGUUAGUUUUCUUUAAAAAUUUUGAUUGAUUUUGUUAGUAAGAGCUGUUCCAUUAACUUGAUAAGUUGUAUAACAUUUUACUAAUACAAAUUUUGUUUCAACUUCCGAAAUUUCUUCUGUAGAAAUUUACCAAGCAAUUUGUACUUUUUUGUCCGCCCAAGCGAACUUUUACUGUAUUGUAUAUGUAUAUAAAACAUAUAUUAUUGCGGCCGUAAAACUAAUUACCAAAAAACAUUUUUAAUUUUAACUGUUCUCUGCUUUCAUUACCAUUCGUCUGUUGCACAGUGUAAAUCCUCCCACAAAAUAUCAGCUGAGAACCGACUCCAGUUUUUGUUACUUGAUUUCAUUUCAGUGAUCAAUGGAAGGAAGAGAGUGGAGCAUAACAUUGAGAAUCUGCAGCUAAUUUACGCUCCCAAAUGUUGAAGUCUUUAUCUCCCUUGAAUUCAGCAAAGCUUUCGCUCGCUCUCCGUUGUUCUCUCCUCUCUCUCUCUCUCUCUCUGCACAAAAUAUUUCCCCUACUUUUGCUGACUCAACAUAACAUUUCCCCAGCCAGCCCCUUUGUGCUCUUUGGGUUCUCUUGUAGGAGUGACGUCACUCUCAGCUCCUUCUGUGUGUUUUGUCCGAUUUUAUUGUUUCUCAAUCAGAAAGCAUGCCAUCGCAGUCGCACGUGCUAAAUUCAAUUACCACCACUUUGACGAACUGUCCAUCAACCAAAAGAAGGCGGCGACGCAAUGCGAGCCAAAAAGAGACAACCAUAGUGCUGGUGCAAACCGUUUGACGAAAGGCGACGACACGAGUUCGUCAAAGUUGGAUUGGAUGGAGGCGAAAGCAAGACAGAAAAAACAACAAAAUAGGUGGGAUGAACGAGCGAGCGAGAAAGAGAGAGAGAGAGAGAGAACAAUUGAGUGGAACGGGUUUUUUGAGUGGACAGCCCAACACUCAUGAGUGCGAAUGAGAGAUGCGCCAUUUGAGUGAAAGAAAAAAAAGCGAACACCUUAAAAAUACGUCAUUAUAUUUUUGAACGAUUGAUGGAACUAUUUGGCCAGAUCGUUCCCUGUUUUGAACUAAAAAAGAAAGCAAAAGCGUGCCAAAAAGCAAAAUUGAAAAACUUUAAAAUAAUUAUACAAAUUAAAUCAUUACAAUUUAAGCAAUUUACAAAAACAAAUGCAACGCAGUAUACGUAAAACUCUUGGAAAACACUUAAAA
Messenger RNA from Drosophila guanche, 5599 nucleotides. It is a transcript of the gene tio, whose product is annotated as protein tiptop. Gene Ontology annotation, biological process: regulation of transcription by RNA polymerase II. Gene Ontology annotation, molecular function: DNA binding; DNA-binding transcription factor activity, RNA polymerase II-specific. The transcript has 3 exons. Lineage: Eukaryota; Metazoa; Arthropoda; Insecta; Diptera; Drosophilidae. The record is from RefSeq and is a predicted model, not a curated record. The coding region runs from base 1029 to 4196 and encodes 1055 amino acids. Gene Ontology annotation, cellular component: nucleus.